AUGGCCGGUGUUCGCGAUCCAGCCUUUUGGCGUCGCUUCUCCGUGGCCAUUCACCUCGAUGAGGAGAAAGCACCUGGGUCCGACAAGAGCUCAGUAUCCUCGCGGGCUCCGCUGAAGCACAGCGAGACCUGGCUGGAGAAGGACCGUCGAAAGAAGCGACGUACUAGAAUCCUCGGCUGGUCUAUUGCCAUCCUGACCCUGCUCGUCAUUGUGGGCGGCGUUUUUGCAUUGAUGUUCUUCCUCAAGUUUGGCCUGUGGAGUACAGAACCCCGUCCCAGUGACGACGACCCGAACUACUCGCAGACGCAAGCCGUCAAUCCCCUGGGGAACUGA
This is a messenger RNA of Cyphellophora europaea CBS 101466, 333 nucleotides long. RefSeq lists its product as uncharacterized. Lineage: Eukaryota; Fungi; Ascomycota; Eurotiomycetes; Chaetothyriales; Cyphellophoraceae. The coding region runs from base 1 to 333 and encodes 110 amino acids. The record is from RefSeq and is a predicted model, not a curated record. The transcript is spliced from 2 exons.